AUGUCUUCGCCUCCCGAGGGGAAGCUGGAGACGAAAGCUGGACACCCGCCCGCCGUGAAAGCUGGUGGGAUGCGAAUUGUGCAGAAACACCCGCAUUCUGGAGACACCAAAGAAGAGAAGGACAAGGACGACCAGGAGUGGGAGAGCCCCAGUCCACCCAAGCCGACCGUGUUUAUCUCCGGAGUCAUUGCCCGGGGCGACAAGGACUUCCCCCCAGCGGCCGCCCAGGUGGCCCACCAGAAGCCCCACGCCUCCAUAGACAGACACCCCUCCCCGAGGACCCAGCAUAUCCAGCAGCCUCGCAAGUGA
This is a messenger RNA of Rangifer tarandus platyrhynchus (Svalbard reindeer), 309 nucleotides long. The record is from the annotation of a GenBank genome assembly. NCBI's taxonomy places the organism in Eukaryota, Metazoa, Chordata, Mammalia, Artiodactyla, Cervidae.